This is a messenger RNA of Acanthosepion pharaonis, 1608 nucleotides long. The record is from the annotation of a GenBank genome assembly. NCBI's taxonomy places the organism in Eukaryota, Metazoa, Mollusca, Cephalopoda, Sepiida, Sepiidae.
AUGGCUGAAGUUAGGUGUUUCCUCGUCUCCCACGUAGAAUGGAGUUCUCCGUUUCAUAAUUGCGAGGGAGAAGAAAAACACUCGCGUAGGCGGUGCUGUUUCUCUGCUUUAUUUUGUACUUCCCGCCCACUGUCCACGAUCUAUCUUUUCUAUUUAAUAUCCUCUCUUUCGUAUCUAUCUAUCUAUCUAUCUAUCUAUCUAGCUUUCUUUCUUUCUAUCCAUCUAUCUAUCUAUCUAGCUUUCUAUCUAUCUAUCUAUCUAUCUAUCUAUCUAUCUAUCUAUCUAUCUAUCUCACUUACUUUUGCACUUUUUAUUUGCCUUUCCUUUGCUUUCUUUUUUUCCUCUCGCUCUCUGUCAUUCUCUCUCACACGCACUCUCCUCUUCCUCUCUAUCUUUCACUUUAUUUCUUUCCUUUCACUAGGCCCUAUAGUCUUUCUUUCAGCUGUUCUUGUCUUUCUUCUUUUCUUGUGCUUCUUUUUUUCUGUUUUCCUCCCAUCAACAAUUCUUCCAAUUUUUCCUUCUGAGGAGAACGAUCUUUCCUUUAAUCAUGUUUUCAAUAUCAGUUUUUGGGUAUUUUCUUUUCUUUAUCCGACUUCUUUCAUCUUCGCUUUGAGCCGCUUUCAAUGUAGAAACACUUCUUUCCUUUUUUUUCUUUUCUUCUAUAUUUUUUUCUUUCCUUUUUUUCUUUUCUUCUAUAUUUUUUCUUUCCUUUUUUUUCUUUUCUUCUAUAUUUUUCUCUUUCCUUUUUUUCUUUUCUUCUAUAUUUUUUCUUUCCUUUUUUUCUUUUCUUCUAUAUUUUUCUUUCCUUUUUUCUUUUCUUCUAUAUUUUUUCCUUUUUUCUUUUCUUCUAUAUUUUUUUUUCUUUUCCUUUUUUUUUCUUUUCUUUUCUUCUAUUUUUUUCUUUCCUUUUUUCUUUUCUUCUAUAUUUUUCUUUUCCUUUUUUUUUUCUUCUAUUUUUUUUUUCCUUUUUUUUUCUUUUUUCUUCUAUAUUUUCUUUAUUUUUUUCUUUCCUUUUUCUUUCCUUUUUUCUUUUCUUCUAUAUUUUUCUCUUUCCUUUUUUACCUUAUUCCUAAUUUUUUUAAUCGUAUUCUUUCUUUCUAUUUAUAUUUAUCUUCUUCUUUAAUUUUAUAUAUAUUUCUUUCUUAUGAUAUUCUUUCAUUUUACAUAGACUUCUUUCUUUCUUCUAUAUACUUUCUCUUUUACCUUAUUCUGAAUUUAUUUUUUAUUUUCAUUCUUUUACUUUAUACGAUAUUAUUUCUUUGUUUUCAUAUUUCUUUUCCUCUUCUUUCAUACAGUGAACCUCUUGUUCUUUCUCUUUUUCUUUCUCAUGUAGUGUUUUUCUUUGUACCAUAUUCUCCAUUUCUUUGUUUUUUUCUAUAUAUAUUUUACUUACGUUCUUCAAACGAUUCUUUAAUCUUUUUUAUCUCUUCUUUCUUUCUUUCUUUCUUUCUUUCUUUCUUUCUUUCUUUCUUUCUUUCUUUCUUUCUUUGCCCGUCUGAUUGUUUUAGAUAUCUGUUUUCUACCUUUUUUCAAAAGUCCGGUCAACACUCCUACGGACACGGGCUUUUUCGAUCGUCCAUUUAUCUUCCAAUCCACUACUUCCGCUGA